This is a messenger RNA of Fusarium oxysporum Fo47, 1035 nucleotides long. RefSeq names its product Pyruvate/Phosphoenolpyruvate kinase-like domain-containing protein. Bases 1 to 1035 code for a protein of 344 amino acids. Gene Ontology annotation, biological process: oxaloacetate metabolic process. The record is from RefSeq and is a predicted model, not a curated record. The transcript has 3 exons. Lineage: Eukaryota; Fungi; Ascomycota; Sordariomycetes; Hypocreales; Nectriaceae. Gene Ontology annotation, molecular function: catalytic activity; magnesium ion binding.
AUGUCGCCUACGAGUUAUCUUCGUCGGGCAUUACUUUACGUCCCUGGGUCUUCCCAGAAAAUGCUGACCAAAUCGAGCACUAUUUAUGUUGACUCGGUCAUAUAUGACCUCGAAGAUUCUGUCACCGCCGAGUCCAAAGAGCUGGCUAGGGGACUGGUCGCGGAUCAUAUUGCCGGGGACGCCAUGCAAAGGUCUAUCCGAGGACCUAAAGAGGUCUCUGUGCGUAUCAAUGCAGUGAAUACUGGUCUUGCACUGCAAGAUAUUCAAGUGAUGCUCAAGAGGGUAGAUAACCUCGACACAAUUGUUGUGCCCAAGGUUCAGUCCGCAGCAGAUUUGCAUUUCGUUGCCGACGUCAUUCGUCAUGUUGCCCCUCAACGGAUAUUCUUCCAGCCUCCAAAGACGGAGUUUUGCCAACAGACAGAAAAUGUACCCUCGUCACGGCCCAUACAUGUUAUAGGUUUGAUUGAAUCCGCCCUGGGCCUUGCCAAUGUAUUAGACAUAUGUCGAGCAGGUCAAGCAUUGGGACUGGCAGGGCUAGGCUUUGCUGCCGAAGAUUUCAUGGCGAGCGUCGGGCUUUCGAAACUGCCAGAUCGGCGGGAAUUGCUCUUUGCACGGUCUGCAGUCGUCAACGCGUGUCGAGCCUAUAAUAUUCCUUCCAUCAUCGAUAUGGUGUCUGUCGAUGUAACCCAUGGCACCAAUGGCAUGGCCUUGGAAGAGGAAAGUAGGGAGGGCCGAAGCCUUGGCUUUACCGGCAAACAAGCCAUCCAUCCUUCUCAGGUCGAGACCAUACAGCGUGCCUUCGGCCCAUCUGCCGAGGAUGUACAAUGGGCGGCACAGGUCUUUGUGGGGGAUAUUGAAUCGCAGAAGCAGGGCAAGGGCGCUUGGAAACUGAAUGGUCACAUGAUUGAUGCACCCGUCGUUAAGACGGCUACGGCAUUGCUGGAUAGAGCCAGGGCAUGCGGCAUAGAUGUCGACACUCAUAUCGCAAGAUUGAAUGUUGGUUCCUUGGAGGAGAGGAUUAACAGAUCACUGUGA